GCUUGUCCAAAACCAGUUAUAUUUCGUGAUUUUGCUGAAUUCGUUACAUCCAACAGCAUGUUUUCGGGCUUAAAAGGCGACGAUAUGGCGUUGUCCUCGUGUUUAUAGCGUGCUGUUCGACCCUCACCAAACUUUCAGCUCACAAGCCUUUUUCGUUGCAGAAUUUCUCUACGCUUAUUGCUCAUCAUGCCUUAUAGUUCUCAGCGUCAUACUGUUAUCUAUGCGAUCACGGAUGGACCGCCAGUGGUCCACAGAAGUCCGCCGAUGCUUCAGAUAACUACUACGCAACCCCCCCCACGAAACUCUCAGGCUUACAUUCCGACUAGCCAGAGACCUGUAUCUUACACUCCAGGAUGCAAUACACAGGGAAAGACCAAUCUCAGUCCGAAAAAUGCUCGGCACAGUGUUCCUGCCAAUUCCUUUAGACAGAGUCGUUUCGGAAUGACUUCUCCUAUUGCCAAUCGUAUACUUUUCUACGACAAGGACAAGCCUUUUUAUUUUUUCACCAAUUUUUCGGCCCACCCUGUCAUUUACAACGGAGAAAGGUACCCAACAAGUGAACAUCUUUUCCAAUCUUUCAAGUUUGAACAUCGUCCCAGCCUCGCAAAACACAUCAGGACAUGCUCUGAAAGACCGAGCGUGGCGUUUUCUGAGGCUCGGCGAUUCCAACCGGAGGUUCGCACGGACUGGAAGGCAGUGAACAUCAGCAAGAUGGAAGUUGCUCUUUACCUCAAGUUCACACAGCAUAAUGAUCUGAAGCGCGAAAUCCUUGCGACAGGAGAUGCAGAGCUUGUCGAGGACUCUCCCAAGGAUGCCUUUUGGGGUGUGGGGCUUGAUGGGCGUGGUCGAAACGAGCUUGGGAAGGCCCUCAUGAGAAUUCGAGAGCGUAUUCGACAGGACGAAUGAUUUUACAAUGGCUCAACAGGAUCCGUUUCCGAUCGUCCAUCGUGUAAAUUACACUGUUUCAUGAUAUGCUCCUCACUGGAAAAACGUGGCUGAAGCUAUAAGUACGACGGAAUUUUGUCCACGGCCU
Messenger RNA from Guyanagaster necrorhizus, 1033 nucleotides. Its product is annotated as DUF1768-domain-containing protein. The coding region runs from base 187 to 906 and encodes 239 amino acids. NCBI's taxonomy places the organism in Eukaryota, Fungi, Basidiomycota, Agaricomycetes, Agaricales, Physalacriaceae. The record is from RefSeq and is a predicted model, not a curated record. The transcript has 4 exons.